Mercurialis annua (annual mercury) is the source of this 906-nucleotide messenger RNA. RefSeq lists its product as uncharacterized. Lineage: Eukaryota; Viridiplantae; Streptophyta; Magnoliopsida; Malpighiales; Euphorbiaceae. The coding region runs from base 1 to 906 and encodes 301 amino acids. The record is from RefSeq and is a predicted model, not a curated record. The transcript has 2 exons.
AUGCCAAGGAUAGAGGAGGAUGAGCCUCAAGUGGUGAUUGAUAUUGCAAGCUCAAAGCCAUAUGUGAGGCCUCCACCACCUCCACCUUUUGUACCUAAGAUACCGUUCCCAAGCUGGUUGAGGAAGGUUCCGGACAAUGCAAAGUUCCAUAAGUUUCUUGAAAUAUUCAAGAAACUUCAAAUUAACCUAAGCCUAGUGGAUGCUUUGCGGGAGAUUCCCCAAUAUGCUAAGUUUUUAAAGGACAUCAUAACCAAAAAGAGGAGUUGGGAUAAUGGUGCAACAAUCUUCGUCCUAGAAGUUUGUAGCCCAAUAAUCUUGAGCGAUCUACCGGCUAAGUUAAAGGGCCCAGGGAGUUUCUCUAUACCUUGCACUAUAGGAAAUAUGAGUUCUAUAAAUUGCUUAUGUGGUCUAGGUGCUAGUAUUAAUAUCGUCCCUCUAACUCUUUUCAGGACGCUAUGUGGGGAGAAAACCGUGAAGAACACCUUGAUGGUACUCCAACUAGCGGAUCACUCGUUGAAGAGGCCUUAUGGGAUUGUUGAGGAUGUGCUUGUCAUGGUGGAUAAGUUCAUCUUUCCGGUUGAUUUUGUUAUUUUGGAUUAUGCAGUGGACAAGGAAUGCCCAAUGAUCUUAGGGCGCCACUUUAUGAAUACCGGAAGAGCUUUGAUUGAUGUGCAUGGGGGAAAGUUGACCAUGCGAAUUGAUGAAGAGACGGUUAAGUUUGAUAUGAAGAAAUUCAUAAGGGGUACCAUCGAGGAGGAAGAUUGCAUGAGGGUUGAUUUUGUGGAUGAACUUGUGAGGGAUCAACUUGAAGCAAAUAUGGAAGUGUUUAAUCAAGGCGGAAGGAAGAAAAUUCAGAUUUCGGACUCCUCAGAUGACUUUCUCGAAUCGAGACAUCCUACUUAUUAG